CUCUUUUAGAGCAGUGUGAGUUUGGCAGUUGUCGUGAACGUAUCUGGCUAAAUAUUAACUUGAGUUAAGUUAGUCCGUCGAUAUAAAGUUACUCAUAUUAUUAACUUUGUUUUUGUUUCUAUGAACUGUUAUGGUGUUAUUAAUCAGUGAAUGGGUGUAGUACUGUUGCAGUUUAUUGUAUUGUGUUGACAUUAACAGAACUGGAGUCUUGAGACGCAGUAAGGGGCGGUGGGCUGCUACAGCUGUUGCUAGCUAGCAGAGAACCAACCAGCUAGCUAGCUAGCUAACCUAGCAAAACAUCGAGCGGCAUUCAAAGUGAAUAAAGCCACGCCUGUGAACGUCGUUGGCUAAAGCAGUUUCCGCUGCUAUCUCUGUUGAGUUAGCAACAUAACAGAACAUAGCGUAGCUAAAACGCUAGCUUGGCUGCAACUCCGCCGAGAAACCAACAAGACUGAUAUCUAACAAAGCUAAAUAACCAGCUGGGAUUGGUCUUCCACGGUGGGAGUUUGUUAAACUGGAGCUGGCAUCGUCACAAUUACAAUCUUUAACACGUAUGUCCAACCAUCAGGCUGCUGGGCCUGAUAACCAAGAGGAUGUCUGAGGGAGAGAACAAGCAGGCCCUGGACACUGUCCAGGAGGCGAGGCCGGAGACGAUGGCAGCUGCACCCACAGGUCAAGGAGUGCCAUCGGUGUCUCCCCCUGUGUCUGUGGUGACCCAGCCUCCAGCUACUGCUGCCACCGAGGACGAGGAAGAGGAGAGUGAGGAUGAGUCUGAGAUUUUGGAGGAAAGCCCAUGCGGACGCUGGCAGAAACGCAGAGAAGAGGUGAAUCAGCGCAACGUCCCUGGGAUCGAUAAUGCUUAUUUGGCCAUGGACACUGAGGAAGGAGUUGAGGUGGUGUGGAAUGAGGUCAUGUUCUCAGAAAGGAAAAAUUUCAAGCUACAGGAGGAAAAAGUCAAGGCAGUGUUUGACAAUUUGAUCCAGCUGGAGCACUUGAACAUUGUGAAAUUCCACAAAUACUGGGCCGACGUCAAAGAGAACAGAGCCAGGGUCAUUUUCAUCACAGAAUACAUGUCCUCAGGGAGUCUCAAACAGUUUUUGAAAAAGACAAAGAAAAACCACAAGACAAUGAAUGAAAAGGCCUGGAAGCGCUGGUGCACACAAAUACUGUCUGCACUCAGCUACCUGCAUUCCUGUGAACCUCCCAUCAUCCAUGGCAAUCUGACCUGUGACACCAUCUUCAUUCAGCACAACGGCCUCAUCAAGAUUGGCUCAGUUGCUCCAGACACCAUCAACAACCAUGUGAAAACCUGCCGGGAAGAGCAGAAGAGCCUUCACUUUUUUGCUCCAGAAUAUGGAGCUGUUGCCAGUGUCACCACAGCCGUGGAUAUCUAUUCCUUUGGAAUGUGCGCCUUAGAGAUGGCUGUGUUGGAAAUCCAGAGUAAUGGAGAUUCAUCUUAUGUGUCCCAAGAAGCCAUAAACAGUGCCAUUCAGUCCUUAGAGGACCCACUGCAGCGGGAAUUUAUCCAGAAGUGUCUGGAGGUAGAUCCCAGUAAACGACCCACAGCCAAGGAACUGUUGUUUCACCAGGCCUUAUUUGAGGUGCCCUUACUCAAGUUGCUGGCUGCACACUGCAUUGUGAGCCACCAGCAUAUGAUUCCAGAAAAUGCUUUAGAGGAGAUGACAAAGAACAUGGACCCUAACUUGGUGAUUGUUGAGGGCAAGGAUGAAUUUCAGAUGAAGCUCUCCCAGUUUCCUGCCCUUGAGCUGGACAAGUUCCUGGAAGAUGUGAGGAAUGGGAUCUACCCUUUGACAGCGUUUGGGAUGUCCUCUCAACAACAACCUCAACAGGAGGCAGUGAAGUCACCCAUAGUGCCCCCCUCAGUCAAAACCCCGACUCCUGAACCUGCAGAACUGGAGACCAGGAAGGUCCUUCAGAUGCAGUGUAACAUUGAGCCUGUUGAUGAGGGUACCAAGCACCAUUUGACCUUGCUGUUGAAACUUGAGGAUAAACUGAACAGGCACUUGAGCUGUGACUUGUUACCAAAUGAGAGUGUGCAGGAGCUGGCUGUGGAACUUGUUCAGCUGGGAUUUAUCUGUGAGGGUGAUCAACCACGGCUUGCAUCUGUUCUUGAAGAGGCCUUCUCAAAGUUCUACAGCCGUAAUGGUUCUCUCAAUCCGGUGACAGUUUCCUCAUAGCAGAGGACUCACCAGGGCUUCUUUCAGUCCUCCUCAUGCUCUACUGCAGGACUAGUUUUAUGCUCUACUUGUGAGGUGCAGGAAAGCUUUGCAAGGACAGAGGAGGAAGCCAUGGUCUGAUUUACAGAUCCUGCAGCCUGUCCUUGUAAGUUCUGGUGGGAAAAGCUGCCACUUAGUGGUUGUUGCUUUCUAUCCUUUUUCCCCUCCCACCCAAUACAGCCAUUUGCUUCUCUUUUCUAAAGGAAGUCCCAUUUACAACUUAAAGGAAAAUACUAAUGUUUUCACUUUUUUGACUUGCUUCCUUCAUUUCUAAGUCAUGUAGAAGUGGUAGACGUAAGCCAAGUAAAACCAGACAACAGCAGUAUUUUCCUUAAUUCAGUAUUAAAAUUGUAUUUUAAACAUUUUUUUACUCAAAACUCUUGUCUGUAUGAAAAACAUUGUCCCGGCCUACUGAAGUGCACGUGUCAUGGUGUUGUAAGGUUAAGUCUGGUUGUCUGGUCCUUUCUGAACUUUGUCUUGAGAGGUGAGUGAAGCAUUGUCCCUCCUUGUAUUGGUUUCAAAGACUGCAUCGAGCUUGCAGUGCAACAGAUAACAUCACUUGUAAUUAUAGCAGUGUAGUCAUGCGGCUGUGACACAAUCUGAAGAGUUACCGAUAAAAUAUCAGACAUCUAAUUAUUUCUGUACCUCUUCUCGAGUGUGUACUGUACUUUUCUUUCAGCGUCAUGGCCGGUGGUUGGUUGAAUGUAUGCCUUUAUAUGCUCUCUAUCCUUAAAUUAAGUUGUUUUAUAUGGAAAGGGGUGUAAACUGUGAUCAACUACUAGCUUCUGUUUUCAAGUAGCCCAUUGCAGCCCUUAUCUGUUAGUCAAUAAAUUGUAUUUAGGUGGUGUUUUACACAGGUUGGUUUAGAUCCAUGGACAGAUAUUUUGUUUAAGCACAUGAUCAAAUGGAAAUGAUAUGCAACAAGCUUGGUCUGGAGUUGGUUCAGCUCUCACUGUAAUGAUGAUGUGGAUAGAUUGUAGAGAAAAUGUCAGCAUUUAGAUUUUGUGGCUCAGUCUUUUGGGGGGGCUGGGGCUGUCUGGGUGAUGCCAGAGCUGCAAUGUGUGCUCACCUCUUAUAACUUCAGUUACUGGCUCAGAACACUCCAUUUGAGCUCUUGGCUAGUUUGCACUACUGUACACUCACUGAUCCAGUCUUGUCUUCUCUAUGCUGCGACUUCCUUCUGUUAGGGUCUGUAGAUGGUGCAAAAUUCAAGUGUGGGGCUGCCUGGCAUGCUUGUUACCAUCUUGUACACUGUAUGCUGGACCACUGUGCUCUGUUUCUGCUACAUUUACUGCAUCUACCCCCUUUUUCACUUCCUGAAAUUAAAAAAAAAAAA
Monopterus albus (swamp eel) is the source of this 3573-nucleotide messenger RNA. RefSeq names its product nuclear receptor binding protein 1 (gene nrbp1). Bases 594 to 2198 code for a protein of 534 amino acids. The transcript has 18 exons. Gene Ontology annotation, molecular function: protein kinase activity; ATP binding. NCBI's taxonomy places the organism in Eukaryota, Metazoa, Chordata, Actinopteri, Synbranchiformes, Synbranchidae. The record is from RefSeq and is a predicted model, not a curated record. Gene Ontology annotation, biological process: protein phosphorylation.